AUGCAAGUAGUACAAUCAGAACAAAUCCUCAAUGAUUAUUUAUCCAAAGGUCUUGUCACUCAUCUCAUGACCGCCUCAGAGUUCGAAAAGUUUCUUUCAAACUUAGAAAUAAACUUGGACAGAGAAGAUAUUAGUAACACUUAUAACUUACUGCAAGAACGCGACCAUAAGAUUUGCGAGGAAAAACUUCACAGGAUCCAAGAGUUUUUUCAGCGAACCAGAAGAAUAUCAAGAAAUGAAUUCGAAGCUAUUCAGCUCGACGAAACAAUUUCAAUGGAAAGAUUAGUUAACUCCCUUUACGCAGCCAAUCAAGUGUUUGAUGAAGAGAUAUCAAGACUAGAUUCAGAAAUUAAGGUGCAAAAUGAGCGAUCCACGUCACUUGUAAGUUUUCUUCAUUCGAAUGCUGAAGAUAAGACUACGAGCUUCUCAUUUGCUCAGUUGACUAUACUUUUGAAAAAAAUGAAGGACAUUGGGCAAUCUGUCGAAGAGAUAUCUUAG
Messenger RNA from Lachancea fermentati, 498 nucleotides. Lineage: Eukaryota; Fungi; Ascomycota; Saccharomycetes; Saccharomycetales; Saccharomycetaceae. The record is from the annotation of a GenBank genome assembly.